Molecule: messenger RNA, 789 nt
Organism: Cryptomeria japonica (Japanese cedar)
Lineage: Eukaryota; Viridiplantae; Streptophyta; Pinopsida; Cupressales; Cupressaceae
Exons: 1
Coding region: 1-789 (262 amino acids)
Source: RefSeq, a predicted model, not a curated record
AUGGUAAUAGUUGAGAUCUAUUCGAGCAACCCUCAGAGCUGCGGUGAUAGCAGCUGUGUAAUUCAAGCGGGGCAUGAUCUCACAAUCAAUGAAGAGGAUAUAUCCUAUGUAAGCUCUCAUCAGAUCUUCCAAGUGCAAAGGCUACCGCCAUACUCCAAAGAUGGUUUGUACAGUCCACGUCUUGUUUCCAUUGGCCCUUUUCAUUAUGGAAAGGAGGAGCUGCAAGGCAUGGAGAAGUCAAAAUCUGAGGCAGUUAGAAGGAUGCAAAAGAGGAUCGAGAGGAGUAAUCCACACGUUUCUAUUAAAUCAAUUGUUGAACAGCGCAUCCUGUUUAAGGAGAAGAAGAUAAGGAAUUUCUAUGGUGAAUAUAAUCCCCUUACUUCUAUAGAACUAGCAUGGAUGGUCACCAGGGAUGCAUGUUUUGUUUAUGAAUUUAUUGUAAGUUAUAUUGAAGUUGACAGGAAUGCUCAGCAUUCAUAUGAAACCCAAGUAUGUCAAUUUGAGUAUGUUCAAUGCUUUUAUAAAGAAGAAGUGAGUGCGUUUAAGUGGAAGUAUGAUGCUGUGUUUGAUGCCGAUGUUCAAAAUCCCAUGAGAGAAAGACUAAUGACUGAUAUACUUCUUUUUGAAAACCAAAUACCAUUCUGGAUUUUGAAAGAUCUCCUUAAAUUCCAGACGGGUUCUGCUGAAGCUGCAAAACAUAAGGUAGAAAAUUUAAUGAAUAUGCUGCUUUGGAGAGCGGCUAGACAUGAAUUUUUUAUGUGGAAACCUAGAGUUUCUUUCGACAUGUAA